This is a messenger RNA of Eruca vesicaria subsp. sativa (arugula), 1353 nucleotides long. NCBI's taxonomy places the organism in Eukaryota, Viridiplantae, Streptophyta, Magnoliopsida, Brassicales, Brassicaceae. The record is from the annotation of a GenBank genome assembly.
AUGGCCUCCUCAACUCUCCAUUUCUUCUUCUUAUUAGCCCUUCUCUUGCCGUCCACGCUAACCACCGCCACACGUGACACAUGUGCGACCGCCGCUCCCGACGGCUCCGAAGAUCUCUCAAUCAUCCCCAUCAACGCCAGAUGCUCACCAUUCGCAGCAAAUCCAACCUCCACCUCCGUCAUGGACACCGUCCUCCACAUGGCCUCCGCAGACUCUCACCGCCUCACCUACCUCUCAAGCCUCGUCGCCGACAAACCCAACCGAACCUCCGUCCCCGUCGCCUCCGCCAACCAGCUCCUCCACACCGGCAACUACGUCGUCAGAGCCAGACUCGGCACUCCUCCUCAGCUCAUGUUCAUGGUCCUAGACACCAGCAACGACGCCGUUUGGCUCCCUUGCUCCGGAUGCUCGGGUUGCUCCACCGCCUCUUACUUUAACCCCAACUCCUCAUCCACUUACUCAACCCUCUCUUGCUCCACCUCACAAUGCACGCAAGCACGUGGCCUCACGUGCCCAUCCUCCUCACCCUCACCACCUUCCAUCUGCUCCUUCAACCAAUCCUACGGUGGAGAUUCAUCCUUCUCCGCCUCACUCGUCCAAGACACGCUGACGUUAGCCUCUGACGUCAUCUCAAACUUCACCUUCGGAUGCAUCAACUCAGCCUCAGGAAACUCCCUCCCACCGCAAGGACUAAUGGGCCUAGGACGCGGGCCCACGUCAUUAAUCUCCCAAACGACGUCGCUUUAUGCAGGAGUGUUUUCCUACUGCCUCCCUAGCUUCAGGUCCUUCUACUUCUCCGGGUCGUUGAAGCUGGGUCCCACCGGUCAACCAAGAUCCAUCAGAUACACUCCACUCCUACGCAGCUCCCACCGUCCUUCACUCUACUACGUCAAUCUCACCGGUAUAAGCGUCGGUCCCACACUAGUUCCCGUUGACUUCAAGUACCUGACGUUUGACUCGAGCUCGGGAGCCGGUACGAUAAUCGAUUCCGGUACAGUAAUCACCCGGUUCGUUCAACCGGUUUACGAGGCCGUUAGAGACGAGUUUAGGAAACAGGUGAGAGGGCCGUUCUCGACGCUGGGAGCGUUCGACACGUGUUUCGCCGCGGAUAACGAUAACUUGGCGCCAAAGGUGACGUUGCACAUGACGUCACUCGAUUUGAAGCUGCCCGUGGAGAAUACGCUUAUUCAUAGCAGCGCGGGAACGCUGGCGUGUUUGUCGAUGGCGGGGAUACCGUUGAAUAACGCGAACGCUGUUUUGAACGUGAUCGCGAAUCUGCAGCAGCAGAAUCUGAGGAUUUUGUUUGAUGUUCCUAAUUCUCGUCUUGGUAUUGCUAUGGAGGCAUGCAACUAA